UUUUUCCGUUCUGCUGUAUAAAAGUAAUUGUGUUGACACUGCUACGGACAGUUGGGUUAGAUUGGCUGCUGGAAAACAUCUAUUUGGCAUUAAAUAGAGGCUUAUAAGAAAGGAGAGUGUAAGCAGUUUAUUUCAAUCCAAAAUGUUUAAACUUGCAAUUAUAUCAGCUCUUGUGACAUUCACGAUUAGUCAAGAAUAUCGAAAACCUGUAGCUAUAGUAAGUGAACAGAGAUACUUAUCAGGAGAUGGAAAAUUUGGAGCUGCAUACAGUCAAGAAGAUGGAAUAAAUUUUAAGGAAGAAACAGAUUCCGAUGGAACACGCCAUGGAAGUUACAGCUAUGUAGAUCCAACUGGGCAGCGUCGUACUAUUUCUUAUACUGCUGGAAAGAACGGAUUUCAACCAAUUGGUGAUCAUUUACCAGUUCCACCCCUUGGUUUACUACAAACCGCGCAAGCUGCGGGCCAACCACAGCCACAAUUUCAACCCCGUAAUAACAACUAUCAAGCACCUAGGGGAAGUAAUGACUAUGAUAACGGAAGUUAUGAACACUAUAACAGCGAAAACUUUAGUCAAAGACCAUCAUAUGUACAGCAACCAUCUAACUAUCAAAAUUAUCAACAUCAGCCACAACAAUAUCAACCCCAGCAGUAUCAACCACAUACUCCAAGUCCUCGGCAAUUUCAACCACCAGGAAAGCUUUCACUUAAUCGGACACCAGAUGGUUUCAGUUUUAGUUUUAAGAAGGUUUGAAACAAGGUACGAUUUAAAUUGAAUUAGUUUAAAAAAAAGUUAAAGAAAAUGUUUCCUUCAAUAAUAUAUCAUGUAAUUUUUUUCUUUUAAGUAAUAGUUUUAAAAAAGAAAAAGAAAGUAAUUGCUUCAAUAAUAUACUA
This is a messenger RNA of Eupeodes corollae, 891 nucleotides long. It is a transcript of the gene Cpr100A, whose product is annotated as endocuticle structural glycoprotein SgAbd-2. Gene Ontology annotation, cellular component: chitin-based extracellular matrix. Bases 143 to 751 code for a protein of 202 amino acids. The record is from RefSeq and is a predicted model, not a curated record. Gene Ontology annotation, molecular function: structural constituent of chitin-based larval cuticle. Lineage: Eukaryota; Metazoa; Arthropoda; Insecta; Diptera; Syrphidae. The transcript has 3 exons.